Molecule: messenger RNA, 1026 nt
Organism: Funneliformis mosseae
Lineage: Eukaryota; Fungi; Glomeromycota; Glomeromycetes; Glomerales; Glomeraceae
Source: the annotation of a GenBank genome assembly
AUGGAAACUAAAUGUAAUUGUGCUAUUAGGGCCAGCAAAGAACUUGUAACAAAUUUGCAUCGGGACGGAUUAGAUCGCGGGUGCAUUGCAACAUUUAGCGACUUUUUAACAAUUAGACAGAGCUUCACAUCGGAUGAAAACUUACUUCAUCAGUCCCUUAAUUCAUUAAGAAAUGUCGCAUCCGGUGACACUUGCCUCUAUGACAGUAUAUCUGGAGUCAUAGAUAGAACCUUCCGUCGAAAUGCCUACCCUUCUCGUCCCUGGGUACUAAUAGUCGUGACAGAUGGAGAUGACAAUCUUAGUUCGAUGAGUUCCAGGCAAUGUAGUAGGGAAAUAUAUGACAAAUUUACAAAGGAAGACAAUAACUUCAUGUUUGUUGUCGGAGUUGGAGACCGUGUGAACGCGAGUAAAAUGCAAGAGAUGGCCAGAGCUGGUUAUUUCGACUAUAUUCCUGUUGAUGAUUUUCUUCUACUCGAACUUGCAUUCUUGAAUAUCGCUUAUAAGGUUACCAAGUCCCUCUCCCUUUCACUUAACAAUCUCGCUAUCGGUGAUAUUUCUGCUACAUGGGCUGAAGUCCAACAACACAGACAACUUAGCAAUGUUGCCAUUGAUUACGCUCUGCUGGUCGAUGUAUCUUCAUCCAUGAAUGAUAUGUUACGACCGCAAUGCUUUGCAGGACAUGAUUUGAGAAUGGUAAAUGGAGAAUAUCGUGAAAAUCUGUGGUUUUGUGACGUGUGUGGAAAAGAUGGUCCGUCGUCCAAGACAUCUGAAUUUCACUGUUCCUCUUGUAAUUUUGACGCUUGCCCUAGUCACUGCGAACCUGGUCGACAAUGCAAACCUAUAAGUCGUUGUCUAGAAGAUCAUCCAAUGAGAUACGUAAAUAUACCAGGGACAUGGAUAUGCGAUGAAGAUAAAAAGCCUUACAUAGGAAGGCAUCUAAGAUGUGAACAAUGUGAUUAUGAUAUGUGUCCAACCUGUUUAACACUUAUUACACUGAUGGAAAACUUAGCUCUUGUUGGUCGUUAA